UGCAGCGGCUGCAGCAAGACUUCGGCUCUAUCAGCCUCCAUUUGCCCAUACCAGCUUCCUUACCAGCAGGAGCAGCAGCAACAGCAGGAGCAGCAGCAGCAGCAGCAGCAGCAGCAAGCACCGCUUGUGGGGUAACCCAAGAGGGGGUUGGAUUACACGAAGGGCGUAACAAGGAACAAGAAUACAAAAACAGCAGCAGCAGCAGCAGCAGCACCGACAGCAGGGGCAACAGCAGCAGCAGCAGCGGUAGCCAACAGGAUGGCGAUGCAUUUCGCUGCUGCUGUAGUCUGCCGCAAGCAGCAAACAGCAGCAAUGCUGCUGCUGAGGUGUACAGGCAGCUCUGCUGCAACAGGAAGGAGAACCUGCGGCGUCUUGAAGCCCUCCAAUAUAGACAGCACAUGAAUAGCAGCAGCAGCAACAGCAGCAGCAGCAGCAACAACAGCAGCAGCAGCAGCAGCAGCAGGCUUCUUGUAGCACCAAGAACUGCAGCAAUAGCAGCAGGAGCAAUUAGUGACUGCAGAGCUGCAGCAACAGCAGGAGAGGAGCCUGUCUCUCGAGUUGUCCUCAACGCACAGCCUGCAGCAGCAGCAGCAGCAGCAGCAACAGCAGCAGCCCUUCCACCUUCAGAAGCAACAACAGCAGCAGCAACAGCAGCAGCAGCAGCAGCAGCAACAGCAGCACCUUAUGGUGCAUGCAUUCUGCUUGAGUCUGAUCAUCUAAUUGCUCCUUGCAUGGCACCAUUUGUCUUCUCUCGUUGCAGCAGCAACCGCUCAACUGCAGCAUCAGCAACAGCAGCAGCAGCAGCAGCAGCAGCAGCAGCAGCACCACGGAUAGGGGACUUUCUUGAAUGGAAUAUCUUUGGGUGUCUCUUCUUCCCUGCAGCAGAUGAGGGGACAUCUGCCCUUCUUGUUGCAGUAGAUGUGGGUCGGGGCCCGACAGCAACAAUGCAUGCACUGCAGCAGCAGCAGCAACAGAAGCAGCAGCAGCAGCAGCAAGACAUAAUGCUGCAGCUCUUUUAUCUAUCAAGUCUACGAGCACAAAAACUCGCAGCAGAAAUUCCUUUAGGAGAUCUUCCCUCUAUUACCUGCUGCUGCUAUAUACCUAGGGUUAUACUGCAGCAGCAGCAGCAGCAGCAGCAGCAGCAACAGCAGCAACAACAGCAGCAGCAGCAGCAGGGUGGAGAGUAUCAGCUUGUACAAGAGACACUUGUUGCUGCAUGGGAUGCCAACAGCAGCUGCUUUAUUGUUGUGCAAUUGAGGCCUUCAUAUGAGCAGCAGCAGCAGCAGCAGCAGCAGCAAGAGCAGCAGCAGCAAGAGCAGCAGCAGCAAGAGCAACAGCAGCAAGAGCAACAGCAGCAACAACGAGGAGAGACACCUACACCAGAGGCCCUUGAUGUUGCUGCUGAUUCCGUUGUUGUAAGCCGCAGCACAGAAGAUGCUUCUGCAGCAGCAACAGCAGCAGCAACAGCAGCAGCUACAGCAGCAGCUGCAGCAGCAGAAGCUGCUGCUUCUGGCCUCCCAUUAAGCAGCAAAUGGUUAUUUGUCCCGCUGCUGCUGUCGGGCCCCACAAGCACUCGUUAUCCUGUGUGCAUGCAGUGGGUGUUGCCGCGCUGUGUCCAAGCAGCACGAGAGCAGCAGCAGCAGCAGCAGCAGCAGCAGCAGCAGCAGCAGCACAACUGUAUUUGGGCACGAAGACUACCCCCUUUACUUGUUGGAUUCUCUGAUGGUUCCCUCUCUUUGCUGCUGCUGCCAGCAGCAGCAGAACAGAAACUCCUCGGACCCACAAGUGCGGGUCCUCCCCUUCUUUCUGAGGUUGUUGGUGGUCGAGGGAUCUGCAGCUGGCAUGAUCUGCUGCUGCUGCUGGAUUUUGAAUGCCACUGCAGCAACAGCAGCAGCAGCAACAGCAGCAGCAGCAGCAGCAGCAGCAGCAGCAGCGUCGAGGACUACUUACGCGUAUAUCUGUUAUCUUACUGUGAAAUCAAUGAGGUGGCAGCAGCAGCAGCAACAGCAUCGGCAAGCAGCACUGCAACACCGGAAACAGCAGCAGCAGCAACAGCAGCAGCAACAGCAGCAGCAGCAGCACCAGAAGCAGAAGCAGCACCAGCAACUGCAGCACCGGAAGCAGCUACUGCUGCUGCAGCUGAAAAUGCUGCUGAGCAGCCUACGUACGAACUGCAGCAGCUAAACUUCAAUGGACAAACCGCCAUAGUCACUAUGCAUAGCCCUGCAUGCAUUUGCUUCCUUGACGUAGUACACCGCCCGCUGCAGCAGCAGCAGCAGCAGCAGCCACAGCAGCAACAGCAGCAGCAGCACAGGGCAUUUGCUGCUCCGUCUUUUCAGCGUCUUCGGAUUGCUGCAGCAAGGGCUGAACAACUGUGA
This is a messenger RNA of Eimeria maxima, 2378 nucleotides long. RefSeq lists its product as hypothetical. NCBI's taxonomy places the organism in Eukaryota, Apicomplexa, Conoidasida, Eucoccidiorida, Eimeriidae. The record is from RefSeq and is a predicted model, not a curated record. The annotation marks the transcript as partial. The transcript has 4 exons.